AUGGGCUCUCCUCAUUCCCGCAAACCCAGCACAGCAAAAGAUUCCCUCACCAGCAGCACCUAUCUAGACGACCAUCUCGAGUACAAAACACAUCAGACAGGCCCGUCCACGAGCAUCGAUGGCGUCCUCGAGCAGCCUUCUCAUGCCCUGCAGAAUACCGUGUCCCAUACCUCACUUACGUCUAGAAGAUCGAUCAGUGCUAUUCCUCCAUCUCCAAGAAUAGCUCAAGAGAGUGGGAUGGUUCACACGAUAUCUCAUACCCACUGCAUUCCCGAGCCUGGUGAUCCUGCCAGGCUUGUUGCGACCAUCUAUUACAACUCAACGUCUCCACGACACCCACAUGUGCAUCCUGAUCAGUCACCUCCUGCAAGGCCGACGGAUCCUAUUCCAAUACCCGAAAUUGCCGAAGGAUCUGCUCCCACCACAAGCAUCUCAGAGUAUCCUCUCGAACCGCCUCCUCCAGAACCUGAGCCACUGGACCAUCUUUACGGCGCCUAUAUUUCUCAAUUAUGCCUGACCCACUUCUUGUCUGCUCUUGACAGUCUCCUGAUUCACAACAAAUCAGAAGAACGAUGGCUUAUAUCCUCCCACCGAUGUCUAGCUCCAGAUCCGUUCAAGCCUCGAGUCAUGGAAGUGACUUUCUCGCCUCCUCCGAAUGCGGAGUAUUUGCCGCUACAUCUCCUUUCCAAACAUGAAUCCAUCUACCGAUUCGAGCGAGAAUGGAAUUGCGAGAUUGUUUUACAACCUUCAAACGUCUAUCGCCGGCACAAGCGAUUGUGCGUGUUUGACAUGGACUCGACCUUGAUCCAACACGAGGUCAUUGAUGAGGUCGCCGCUUAUGUGGGUGUCAAGAAAGAAGUUGCGGCCAUUACCGAACGUGCGAUGAAUGGUGAACUCGAUUUCGCAGCGUCUCUGAAAGCACGAGUUGCCCUACUAAAGGGUGUGCCGAGUGAUGUAUUUGAUCAGCUUAAGCCCAAGAUCGUCAUUACGCCAGGCGCAAAAGAAUUGUGCAAAUGCUUGAAACGGCUCGGCUUCACCCUUGCUGUCUUGAGCGGAGGAUUUCAACCUCUUGCCGACUGGUUAGCAGGUGAACUUGGCCUUGAUUAUGCUUUUGCCAAUCAUCUGGUGGCAGAUCCAGAGACCCAAACAUUGACAGGCGAACUUGAACCGUCAUAUCCGAUCGUCGACUCGCAGUUUAAGCGAAAUCGGCUGAUAAGUUUAGCAGCUGAGAAGAACAUUCCCCUCGCUCAGACCAUCGCGGUGGGAGACGGAGCCAACGAUAUUCCUAUGCUCAAGACGGCUGGACUUGGUGUUGCUUGGAAGGCCAAAUCCAAAGUCCAAAUGGAGGCGCCUGCAAGAUUGAAUAUUGGCGACAGCAUGCUCGACUUGGUGUAUCUGUUGGGUUUGACCAGGGAGGAGAUUGAUGAGCUUUUGAAAGAUUGA
This is a messenger RNA of Rhinocladiella mackenziei CBS 650.93, 1443 nucleotides long. Its product is annotated as phosphoserine phosphatase SerB. Gene Ontology annotation, cellular component: cytoplasm. The record is from RefSeq and is a predicted model, not a curated record. Gene Ontology annotation, molecular function: L-phosphoserine phosphatase activity; magnesium ion binding. Gene Ontology annotation, biological process: L-serine biosynthetic process; dephosphorylation. The coding region runs from base 1 to 1443 and encodes 480 amino acids. NCBI's taxonomy places the organism in Eukaryota, Fungi, Ascomycota, Eurotiomycetes, Chaetothyriales, Herpotrichiellaceae. The transcript has a single exon.